AUAAUUUAAUUGUCAUUAGAUUAUUUAAUCUUAUCUUAUAAUCCAAACCAGGGUUUUAAACCAGCAUAACAACUGUGACUAUACUAGUCUAAACAAGAACCAAUGAUAAUAAAUUACUUGACCAUCAAAUCUUGGAAAAUCAAGUACUUUUCAAGAUAAGCACUGAUUGGAGAUUGCUGGCCAAGGCAAAGAACUAGUCAACUUAAAAUAAUCAACUUUGAACAAUUCUCUUCUUUCUGAAAGGUCCUUCCAAGAAACACACACAACACACUGGAAAAAAGCUUAUACAUACUUGCUCUAUUAAACCGAACCCGAAACCGAAACCAAAACCGAACUUAUUACCACUACUUCUUCUUUCAGAAAAUUGCUAACGAUGGACUCAGAAACGCGUCAACUUCUUAGCAUAUACUUCAUUCCAGUAAUGGCACCUGGCCACAUGAUUCCAAUGAUAGACAUCGCCCGACAAUUCGCGAGGCUCGGUGCGAAAUCAACUAUCAUCACGACAUCCUCAAACGCGUCUCAAUUCUCCCAAACAAUCGAACGUGACAGGAGAAACGGCUCCCAGAUCAGCAUCUCCCUCGUCAAAUUCCCCUGCCGAGAAGCAGGCCUGCCCGACGGCUGCGAGAAUCUAUCUUCCACCACUACCCUCGAAAUGUCAAUGAAUUUCAUGAAGGCCAUUGAUUUACUCCGAGAACCAGUCGAAAAGCUUCUGCAUGAGAAGGGAAAUCGUCCGGAUUGUAUAGUUGCAGGGGCUUUCUUCUCGUGGGCUAACGACGUGGCACUGAGGCUGAAUAUUCCGAGGCUGACCUUUUACGGGACGGGUUUUUUCCCCAUGUGUGUCUACAGGAGCUUGAGAGAUAACAAACCUCACGAGAAAGUUGGAUCGGAUUUCGAAGAAUUCGUUGUACCGGGUUUGCCCGAUGAGGUGAGGAUUUCGAGACGACAAAUACCUGACCAGUUAAAAGACGGAGACAAUUAUAAUAACAAUCCAAUGGCAGAGUUUGUGAGGAAGGUAUUGGAAUCGGAAUUAGCGAGCUACGGUAAGAUAGUGAACAGCUUUUACGAGAUGGAACCGGCUUAUGCAGAGCAUUACAAGGGGCUUGAUGGCGGCAGAGCGUGGCAUAUCGGUCCCGUUUCGCUUUUCAAUAAAAGCGACGAAGAUAAAGCUUGUAGAGGAAAAGAAUCAUCUUGCAAUGAGUACUGUUCGAGUUGGCUUGAUUCGAAGAAACCGAACUCGGUUUUGUAUGUGUGUUUUGGCAGUAUGGCAUUUUUUCAAACACCUCAGCUGCAUGAGAUUGCAAAGGGGCUCGAAAACUCCGGCCGGGAAUUCGUAUGGGCUGUUAAAGAAAACGCACAAUUAGAUGAAGAAUUCGAAGCGAGGAUUGAGGGGCGAGGUUUGAUAAUCAGGGGGUGGGCCCCGCAAGUGCAGAUUCUCGACCAUGAAGCUGUCGGAGGGUUCGUCACGCACUGUGGGUGGAAUUCGCUGCUGGAAGGGGUGGCGGCCGGUGUUCCGAUGAUCACGUGGCCGCUGUCGGCGGAGCAGUUCUUCAAUGAGAAAUUGGUGGCGGAGAUUCUGAAGACUGGAAUUCCGGUGGGUGCUCGGGAGUGGACGAAACGAACGGAUGAGAGAGAGGUUAUAAAGGGGGAGAGUAUAGAGAGAGCGGUGGCGCAGUUGAUGGGUGGGGAAGAAGAAGCUGAGAGGAUGAGAAUUAGGGCUAGAGAAUUUGGGGAUUUGGCGAAAAUGGCGGUUCAAGAAGGUGGAUCUUCCGACAUUGAUUUGAAAUCUCUCAUGGAAGAAUUAAGGAUGUUUCAUCGUUGAGGUGAAAAUGAUUUAUAGUAUGUUGUAAAUAUACGGUCAAUUACAGAGCUGCCGCCUUGAGGUAAAGUUAAUUUACAAAAAAUCCCUUAUUUUGUAGAAACUACGUGUAGACCCCUGAAUUUUGUAAAUUUCUUACAUCCACUUCCAUACAAAAGGGUUUUAGUGUAAGAAAUUUACAAAUUUCAUGAGGUGGAUGUAAUUAUGAAAAAAUAAGGGGGUUUUCAUAAAUAGACCUUAUCUCAGAGGGACAGUUGUAAUUUACCUUGUAAUAUAAGUAUGUUUUCUUGAGAUAUGGAGUAUAAUUUGAC
Molecule: messenger RNA, 2127 nt
Organism: Erythranthe guttata (spotted monkey flower)
Lineage: Eukaryota; Viridiplantae; Streptophyta; Magnoliopsida; Lamiales; Phrymaceae
Product: scopoletin glucosyltransferase
Molecular function (GO): UDP-glucosyltransferase activity
Source: RefSeq, a predicted model, not a curated record